Mycena indigotica is the source of this 2544-nucleotide messenger RNA. RefSeq names its product DNA polymerase eta. NCBI's taxonomy places the organism in Eukaryota, Fungi, Basidiomycota, Agaricomycetes, Agaricales, Mycenaceae. The record is from RefSeq and is a predicted model, not a curated record. Bases 1 to 2544 code for a protein of 847 amino acids. Gene Ontology annotation, molecular function: damaged DNA binding; DNA-directed DNA polymerase activity. Gene Ontology annotation, cellular component: replication fork; site of double-strand break; exosome (RNase complex). Gene Ontology annotation, biological process: response to radiation; error-prone translesion synthesis; RNA processing. The transcript is spliced from 17 exons.
AUGAGACCCCCAUCUCCGUCAAUCCCAGAGAAAGACUUUCUCUUCUCUGCACUGAAACAAUCUCUCCGCAUUGAUGGACGUCUACCGCUCGAAAUGCGCAUCCCUGAACUGAGAUUUGGACCAGAACUUGGAUACGUCGAAUGCGCUUUUGGAAAAACACGAGUAAUUGCUCAAGUUGAAGCCAAAAUGGCAAAACCAACGCCAGAAAGGCCUUUUGAAGGCAUUGUGUCGAUCUACUCUGAACUUUCGCCUAUGGCUUCUGCUGAAUACGAAACCCUUGGUAGAGCUUCGGAAGAAGAAAUCACCAUAACACGCAUGCUAGACAAAGUUCUGCGACGAAGUGACGUUCUGGACAAGGAAUCCUUGUGUGUUAUCGCAGGGCAAAGGGUAUGGCACCUAAAAGUGACCAUCCAUUGUCUCUCCGAUGCUGGUAAUAUGCUCGAUUGUGCUUGUCUCGCUGGUAUUGUUGCUCUCAAACAAUAUCGAAUACCCGACGUUGAAGUAAUUGGAGAAGACGUGACAAUAUAUCCAGCGUCAGAGCGCGCUCCGAUACCACUUGCCAUGAAUCACACCCCAUUCUGUUUCACGUUCGCCUUCUUUCCAGACUCGCAAGUCCCACCUGUCCUGGAUCCGUCGCAGCUUGAGCAACGACUCAAUUCUGGACUGAUGUCAGUUGCAUUGAACGCCCAGAAAGAAUUAAUUGAUUUGAGGUCACAUGAUGCUCGGAUGUUACUUAUGUCUGCGACCGUUCCUCCGAACUCCACAUCUACUGGCACUGCUCUCUUCAAAGGCAAAGCGAAGGCGAUCCCCCCUGCCAUCGACUUCAAUGACCUUUCACCUGCUCUCACUUAUCGAACAAUUCUCAGCGGAAAUCUUGGAACACGAGAUCCUUUGCGCGUUAUCGCCCUCUGCGACUCUGAUGCUUUCUACGCUGGGUGCGAGAUGGCGAGACUGAAUAUCUUCGACAAACCGCUCGUCGUUUUGCAGUGGACCCUUCUCAUUGCCGUUAAUUAUAUCGCGCGGAAAUACGGAAUAACAAGAAUGAUGUCUUUGAAGGAAGCAAAGGAACGAUGUCCAGAGCUCAUCGUUGUGCACGUAGCUACCUAUAAGGAAGGAGAAGAGGAACCAGGCUAUUGGGAGAACCCUGACACGCGAACUCACAAGGUUUCCCUCGAUUUCUAUAGACGAGAGUCCAUUAAGAUUUUGCAUAUGUACAAGGAGGGUUUACCGGAAAACACAGAGAUUGAGAAGGCCAGCAUCGAUGAGGCAUUCUUUGACUUGACGCGUCCUGUUCGCCAAAUUCUGCUUCAUCGUUACCCCUACCUCGGCCAAGUACCUGAAGACGCUCCACUAGGCCCAGAUACGCCAUUACCUUCACCACCACAAGAUUCGAUGUGGCAUGAAAUGAGUACCAUCAUCCCAAUCACUCCAUCCCUUGAACCCCCUGUCGAAGAAAAGCCUACAACUUGGCACGACAUAGCGCUUUCUAUUGGAGCAGAGCUGAUGCAUGAUGUGAGAACGAAGAUCAGUGGCAAGUUGAAUUACACUACUUCUGCGGGCAUAGCAAGGAACAAAUUUUUAGCCAAGCUGUGCGCAUCGCAUCGCAAACCCAUGGGCCAGACCAUCUUGCAAAACGACGCUAUUCCCCACUAUAUUCUGCCGCUCCAGUUCCAGAAGAUCCGUUUUCUCGGCGGUAAAUUGGGCCUUGCCCUCGCCGACGAGUAUGACGUGUCGACCGUGGCAGAUCUUUUACGAAUACCGCUAGAAACUAUACAACAGCGAUUCGGCGAGAGUUCAAUAUGGGUAUACCAAGUGAUCAGAGGAAUAGACUACUCGGAAGUAAAAGAGAAGACAGCAUUGAAUAAAUCAAUGCUAGCGGCGAAGAAUCUUCCAGAGCCAAUCACAAAGCUAUCGGACGGAUACCAGUGGAUUCGCAUGCUGUCUGCUGAACUCGCACUGCGAUUGAAUGAAGCAAGGCAAACAACACCUAACUUGUGGCCGAAAACCAUUGUGUUGCAUGCUCGGAAUCUCCUGGGAGAUGGACGUCGCUCAAAGCAAGCACCAUGGCCGUUUGUUCGAGAUGUGACGGUUGACGUUAUUGCGAAUGCAGCUGAUCGUCUGUGGCGAGAGCUUGUCAACCCACACGGGCCAAUAAAAGUCACCAGCGUUUCACUUGCAUUCACGGGUAUCGAAGGCGUUGAAACUGGGCUCGCUGGAAUUGACACCUUCUUCAACAACAAACCCGUUUCCAAACGGAGCCGGGAUGACGAGGUUCAUUUUCGAGGAAAUCAUUUUGUAUGUGGACGUUGCGGGUAUAAGGCUUCCCUCCCUCCCUCUGCAACGCGGUCAGAACCAGAGCGCGAAUCUGCCUUGAUGUCACUCAAAAUGGAACAUGACGAUUUCCAUGUUGCGCUCGACUUAUCUAAGAAUCAGGAUAACCAUGAUGCUCCCUCCUCUCCACCGAAGAAGAAAAAGAAAAAGAAGAAAAGUACUCCGGAGUCGUCGCCACAGGGCAUUGCGAAAUUCUUCAAUCGGACCAUAUAA